This is a messenger RNA of Verticillium alfalfae VaMs.102, 735 nucleotides long. Its product is annotated as ycaC. The coding region runs from base 1 to 735 and encodes 244 amino acids. Lineage: Eukaryota; Fungi; Ascomycota; Sordariomycetes; Glomerellales; Plectosphaerellaceae. The transcript has 2 exons. The record is from RefSeq and is a predicted model, not a curated record.
AUGAAGUUCUCCGCCACCCUCAGCCUCGCCGUUUCGGCCCUCGUGUCUGCCGUCGCAGCCAAGUCGAAUAACGCCUAUGUCCAUGAGCGCCUCGACAAGAACGACACGCUGCUGCUCGUCGUCGAUAUCCAGGAAGGCCUGAUCAACAUUGCGCGCGACUUUGACCCGACUGUCUUCCGUAACAACUACCUCGCUCACUCGAGCCUCGGCCGGGUCUUUGACCUUCCCGUCAUCCUGACAACGUCGGCCGAGACGGGCCCCAACGGGCCCCUGCCGGAAGAGAUCUUGACCUUCAACCCUACGGCGCCCCUGAUCCGGCGCAACGGCGAGGUCAACGCCUGGGACAACGAAGAGUUCCGCGACGCCGUCCGCGCCGCCAACAAGACGCAGAUCAUCCUCGCCGGCAUCACGACCGACGUCUGCACCGCCUUCCUCGCCCUCUCCCUGCGCGCCGAGGGUUACUCCGUCUGGGCCAACCUCGAGGCUUCGGGUACUACGACCGACCUCAUCCGCGACGCCUCCAACGACCAGAUGCGCGCUGCCGGCGUCACCGUCACGAGCACCUUUGCCAUCGCCAUGGACCUCAUGCGCGACUGGCGCAACACCCCCGGCGCCCCGGAGCUGCUGCCCUGGCUUGACACCUAUUACCCCGUCUACGGCAACCAGGCGCGCGGCCACCGCGCGGCCGUCGCCAACGGCACCCUGCUGCCCGGUCAGGACACCCUUCCUCUCUAA